This is a messenger RNA of Darwinula stevensoni, 354 nucleotides long. The record is from the annotation of a GenBank genome assembly. NCBI's taxonomy places the organism in Eukaryota, Metazoa, Arthropoda, Ostracoda, Podocopida, Darwinulidae.
AUGGACGAGAUCCGGGAGCUGCACGGAAGACUAAAGGAGGGUAUCCGGGAGAUCCUAACGGAAGGGGUAGAGGACGUCGGGGCCCAGCUGGAGGCGCUGAGGGCGGAGAUCGCGAUGAGGAAGGGGGGCCAGCCGCCCCUCAGGUUCCCGAGGAGCUUCGAUAAGUCGCUCGUUCGGUACGAGCUGCCCAUGGAUCCGACGCUUCUGGCCGACGUGAAUCCGAUGACGUACCUGACCCAGUACGGCUCGGUCGAGCCGUGCCUGAGAAGCCUCCAUUCCACCGUGUACAAGCGGCACCGGGAACUCCAGUCCCCCAGUCGGCUCUCGCUCAAGGUAAGCCGAAAGGAGGGGUGA